UCUCUCUUGCAUUAGUGACGCGAGGCGUCACGAGCUUUUUCAUUUCGAGGGAAAUCUUGAAAGGUAAACAAGCGCAAUGAUGAAGUGUGGAGGAACUUCAGAUUCUAAGCCAGCAGAUGCUGAAAUCCAGUCGAUCAUCAAUGAGGUAAAAGGUACAGUGGAGGACAAGGUGGGAAAGAAGCUGGAUACCUACGAACCAGUGUCAUACAAAACCCAAGUGGUGGCCGGAACCAACUACUUCGUAAAAGUAAACAUUGGUGAUGAACACAUACAUCUGAGGAUCUUUGCUCCUCUUCCUCACACCAACCAACCUAAGGAGCUGUCCGACGUACAGCGAGGGAAGACUGCCGAGGAUGAGCUAUGUUACUUCUGAUUGAACAAAGAGGCCAUCACAGCAUAUUCCUCAGUAAACAGUCCAUGAUCAAAUAACAGUGGAUUCAGAAGUACCCGAAACUCAUAAACAUUAUGUACACAAAUGUACACCAAAAUAAGAAAAAAAACAAGAAAAUAUUUAUGUCUCAUUGAAACAAUAGUUUGAUAUGUAAGCAUUUUUAGAAGUGUUAUUAAAAUUAAUGAUAUAUGUAUACAUAUACUGGAUGUAAUGAUCGUGCAAUAAAUUUGAUCUUUUUUUU
Saccostrea cuccullata (small rock oyster) is the source of this 632-nucleotide messenger RNA. Its product is annotated as cystatin-B-like. Gene Ontology annotation, cellular component: cytosol. Gene Ontology annotation, molecular function: cysteine-type endopeptidase inhibitor activity. NCBI's taxonomy places the organism in Eukaryota, Metazoa, Mollusca, Bivalvia, Ostreida, Ostreidae. The record is from RefSeq and is a predicted model, not a curated record. The transcript is spliced from 3 exons. Bases 77 to 373 code for a protein of 98 amino acids.